GCGGAGCCCGGGAGUCACUGCUCGGGAUCAGGGAGCUGCAGCAGAGGAGCUCGGGCUGGCAGUUGUCACUAGUGGGGACAGGUGGGAUGGCUGCUGCAGGCUGCUGUGCCCCAUGGUCGUGGACGUGAGGGCAUUACUGGACUUCACCCUGUGCCGCCGCCUUCUGCCACAAUGAGCACCUUACCCUUCACCCAGUGACUGGACUGAUCCCAAAGAAAACUGGACGAUUGGGGUUUGAAAUGAACUCAGAGGCAGGAGGAAAGCGCACUACUAACCUAGCCAACGAAAAUUCCACAUUCAACAUGGUUUCUGACACCAUUCAGGAUGGCCCCAGCAUAAGGUCUCGACCGUCCAAAAAAGGAAUCGCAUUUGGGAAACGAUCCAAUUCUAUGAAGAGGAAUCCAAAUGCUGAGGUCACAAAGACAGGCUGGUUAUAUAAACAGGCCAGUUCUGGAGUAAAGCAGUGGAACAAGCGGUGGUUUGUCCUUGUUGAUCGUUGCCUCUUCUAUUACAAAGAUGAAAAAGAAGAGGGGAUUUUGGGAAGCAUUCCCCUGCUGAGUUUUCGCAUCGCUCCUGUCCAACCAUCGGAUAAUAUCAGUCGGAAGCACACCUUCAAGGUAACAGUGUGCUGGGUUGGGGAUGAAACUUUCCAUAAUGAAGCCCAAAUGUCUCGACAGGCGGAACACGCUGGCAUUCGCACGUAUUACUUUAGUGCAGAAAGCAGAGAAGAACAGGAGGCUUGGAUACGAGCAAUGGGGGAGGCAUCACAAGUACACAACCCUCCGACUCCUAGAUUGGAAAGGCAGAACAGUGAAAAUAUACCUCCUGUGAGGGAUCGUGAUCCAGAAACCAGAAGCCGAGGUGAAGGAGAUGGGAGAGGUUCUGAAAAGCUGGAGAGAAGGUCAGAGUGCAGAAAGGAACCUAUGACUAAAGUAAAUGGGACAGGAACUUCUUCUGAAAGGCUUCCGGACCUGGAGCCUCCCAGACACUUGCCAGAAGGAGAACGCCCCCCGCAGCCGAAUGGUUGGGGUUUUGUUUCUUCUCCAGGCCGCCCAGCCAGCACUGCUUUUCCAGAGGGCAAUGGACAACGAAGGGGAAACUUUUCACGCACCCACCCAGAGAAAGUUGCACAGAGACAAAACUCGAUGUCACAAUUACAGCAGUGGGUCAACCUGCGCAGGGCGACCGCUCCUACAGAAGACCUGCAAAGCCCCAGCAGAUACUUCCCAGGAUCACACCGCAUGCCUGAUUACUAUCCUCAGUACGCAUCUCAGUAUUCUGAUGGCUAUCAGUAUUUCAGUCCUGCGGGAUCACGACCAGACAGCAUUUGCUCCAUGUCAGCUUUCCCACAAUGGGCUUUAGAGGAAAAGCAUCAGGCUCUUCGCAAUGGAAUACCUUAUCAGCCUCGGGACUGGAAGGAGCCUGGUGUUUAUGGACGCCCAGCAGAAUUGUGGGGCCCUCGACCAGCUUUAUACUACAAUGAGGUGGAUGCUGCUUGUGGAUCUCUCAGACGCCUUUCCAUGCAGCCUCGUUCUCGUUCAGUACCACGAUCUCCUAGUCAGGGAGCUUACAGUACUCGUCCAAGGGUCUACUCUCCUGUGCGGUCCCCAAGUGCACGCUUUGAAAGCAUGAGUCGGGAUGAAAGCUUUGGAGAUCCAGCUGCAUACACCAUGAGGCGCUCAAUUAGCUCUCCUAAACAGUCUUCUGGUCAGCCAUUGACCAAACGUGACUCCGAAUGUCCCUCAAGUUUGCAGGAUGGGGACCGGAAGACCACUGAAGGGAGCCAGAUUGGUGGAGGGCAGUAUGACUAUUUGGGAGACCGGCGACCAGGACCUGCUGGAAUAUACUCGUACAGCUAUCCAUCGUCCCCUCCUCUUCAUGACAAAAUGGUCUCUCCUUAUGCGGAUCCAUACAGAGAAGCUCUGCAGAGCUACCAGUUCAAUGAGCAGGACACAGAUAAACUCCUGGGUAGGCUGUGUGAGCAACAUAAGGUGGUGAGGGAGCAGGACCGGCUAGUGCAGCAGCUCCGAGCCGAGAAGGAGAGCCUCGAGAGUGCACUUAUGGGAACUCACCAGGAGAUGGAGAUGUUUGGCAAUCAGACAGCGUUUCCAGAAAAGUUACUGCAUCGGAAGGAAUCCCUCCAGAACCAGCUGAUCAGUAUCCGUGUGGAGCUCUCACAGGCCACCACGGCAUUAAACAAUAGCAGCAUGGAGUACGAGGUGCUGGAGGCGGAGGUCUCUGCUUUACAUGAUGCUUUGUGGGAGCAGCUGAACCUUAACAUACAGAACGAAUUAAUGAAUAGACACAUUCAAAGGGAAAUCUGGAGGAUUCAAGAUGUAAUGGAAGGCCUAAGGAAAAAUAACCCCUCCAGGGGGACAGACACGGCCAAACACAGAGUAGCUGCAGGGCCUUCAACAACAUUCACCUCUAAUAGUCCAGCAAGCCCAUUGAGCUCUGCCAGUCUCACCAGCCCCCUCAGCCCAUUUUCCCUCAUCUCAGGAUCUCAGGGAUCACCUACCAAGCAUACUACAAGUGAAGACUCGGGCCCCCCUCGGCCCCCUCUCCCUCUUUCGUACACUCCCCUGGAUUCUCCUCCAGCUGUCCCUCCACCCCCGGGGGAGGGCCGCUUCCAGCCUUGGCCUUACCCUAUCUCUCCCUGCUGGCCACACAGUGAGUUGAAGUCAAGUUUAGAGUCAUAUAAGAGAGAGUCACCUCAUCUCUCAACAUCUCUCCCCAAUGAAGGAGUCCCUUCCACGCAGACAAAGCCAGACCCAGAGAAUGAGAAGCAGCAGGCUAUCAAUAAAGUUGGAAUUGUCCCUCCACGAACUAAGUCACCAAAUGAAGAAGGACCAGUGACAAAACCAGCCGUGGUGAGACGAGGGGGUAGCCACACGUCAAAUGGACAAAUCUCACGGGAGCGUCCAAAGAGUGCACUGUUUCCCAGUGAAGUAAAGUCUAAAAUGAGUGUGGAGGAACAGAUUGAUCGAAUGAAGCGUCAUCAAAGUGGCUCAAUGAAAGAGAAGAGACGGAGUCUUCAGCUCCCUUCUGGUCAGCCGACAGAACCCAGCACUGCAAAACCAGCAGGCUCAUACCGAGUGGUGCGGAGACAUCGUAGCAUUCAUGAGGUAGACAUUUCAGACCUCGAAGCUGCUAUCCGAUCCCAAGAGACCCAAAGGGUAUAUGAAUCUCCACGAGAAGAAAUUGCCCGUCUGCGCAAAAUGGAGCUGGAUCCUCAGGGCUUUGAUAUGGAUAUCAACAGAGAGCUCUCCACCCCAGACAAGGUGCUCAUUCCAGAGCGUUACAUUGAUAUGGAACCUGACAGCCCUCUGAGCCCAGAGGAGAUGCAGGAGAAGCAGAGGAAGGUGGAACGGAUAAAAACACUUAUCGCCAAAUCAAGUUUGCAGAAUGUUAUUCCAUUGAGUGACUCUGAGAUGGAGUUGCCUCCAGAUCCUGAAUCUCAGCUUCAGGAGCAGGAGAAGCGCAUUGAGUUAUCCUGCACUCUGGCUGCAGAAGCUUCUCGUCGUGGUCGUCUUCUGUCUGCAAUGUGGUGCCACCCCGCAGCCCCCCUACGUCUCCCACGUCCCCAGCUCCUCAGACCUUCCCCUCUUCUCCUGAGCGCACGGCUCUAGGGAGCGGCAGCAACAGCAGUGACAGCGCUGAGGAAUACGGGGCGAACAUCAUGUGUGUCUGAGCCACAGUCUCAGGCAGCCACAGCUGCAAAGUUACACAGAGCCUAGUUGUAAUAUAGGCUCUCCUUGUGCUGCUCCCACCUGAUGCCAGAUCUCAACGCAGUUCUCCACACUCAAUGGAACCCGCACCAUCAGUGAAGAGAAGAGCCUGGAAUGGGAGAUGCAUUGCAGCAUUCAUGGAAAAGCAAUGCCCAGUUCUUUACCAAUCUUGUCACCAUUUGGUAUAUAGAUAAUUUACUUAUUGCAGAAUAUGCUGAUAUAUGCAAGGACAUAUCUAAGAAUCUACAUGAGAAUCACCAAGCCGUUCUGCUAGAAGAAUUUAUCACUUUUGUCAUGGCGGUCACAACAGCUCCAUAGGAUGUCACUUAUGAAGGAACUAGGCCACCAAAAUCAUCUACCAGAUGACUGACCUGUAUGAUUCAAGUGACUUUAUGGCUCAUCUAAUGCUCGUUUUUAACAAUGAACGCCUGCAGCAUCUCUCCAAGCUUGAGCUGCGUUUUCUUUGUAAAGCAAUAACCACAUCUGAAUAGCAUUCCCAUAGCCCUUCUGCUAUAUUCUAUGUAUAUAUUGUGCCAGGAUAACCAGUAACCUGCCACAGCCAUUUUGCAUAGUGUACAAAGCAUAUUGUUCUCUAUAUAUAGCUAUAUAUAUUUUACUUUAUGAUAAAGAAUAUUUAUUGUAUGUAUAUAAUUAUGAUAUGUAAUGGUCGUAUAGGUUAUGAAAGCUAAAGACCUAUGGGCCAUGUACUAUUUCGGGAUCAAGAGAUCAGACACUGAGUGGAUCGAAGGAGCUCUUUCCAGUAACAUUGCAUCCCAAAAUAAAUGCCUCACAAAGUCUGUGGACCAUUUCUAGCUAUGUCUUUUUUUUUAUUUCUAACUGAUGUGUAAUACAUUUAGCUUAAGUAACAAAUUAAAACAUUGAAAAAUGU
This is a messenger RNA of Bufo bufo (common toad), 4617 nucleotides long. RefSeq names its product pleckstrin homology domain containing A6 (gene PLEKHA6). The coding region runs from base 240 to 3629 and encodes 1129 amino acids. Lineage: Eukaryota; Metazoa; Chordata; Amphibia; Anura; Bufonidae. The record is from RefSeq and is a predicted model, not a curated record. The transcript has 26 exons.